UGUUCGCAGGGUUUUGUUUGAGCUCAGGCAGCGCGGGGCCCUCAGCCGGCCGGUGGGGUGCGGGCAGGUUGGGGUAUCGGGGUGAGCCGUGGGAAGCCGGGCUGUUUAUUUCCCGUCCACCCCAACGAAACCGCAGGAAUUCGGAGCCUGGAGGAGGUCAGGAGGGCUGUUUAGCCCCGGUAUCCUGUUAGACCCUGACCAGCCCGUUGUUGCCAGAGACUGAGCGGGGAGAUAGAUAACCCUUCCCCUCGGAAACGUCCCCUCCGUGGCUGCGAGCUGCUUCUCGGGCCCUAAGCAGGAGGUUUUUGCUCCCUUGCGUGUUAUGGCGUGUCCUGCCCAUAGCUCCUCGCUGAACUCUGGAUGCAGCUUUUGGGCGUCAGCUCUCCCUGGGGGAACGCCGCUUUUUGGCACCGCCAGGCUGGCGCUUCCCCGGGUCAGCUCUGAUUUACGCACAGAUAGCUGCAGCCAGAGCCGAGCUGAGCCGUCCCUCUGACCCGGGCUCCGACGGCUGAAGCCUCCUCUGUGCAUCCCCUGACUGAGUCGGCUGCGGAGCCAACAGACAGGACCAGACCUGUCACCUACAGCGGAGAUCAGCGUUUACCGGGCGCCUCCUCGUCCCACGCGAACAGAACCGGCCGCCCCAAACCUGGCGGGGCUCAUCGGGGUGUGAUAACACGUCGGUCCCCUCGUGGGACCGGAGGUGGCAGGGCGUCAUCUGAGAAGAGAAGCGUCUCCGGCAGCCGUCUGCCAAGCAGCGACAUCAAAGGGCUGUGCGAGACGGCAGCCGGGGGCUGGGGGUGGGCAGCGUCCUCCCUGCCCCGGAGCUGUAUUGGGGAUGGACCGGUCCUGUGCUGCCCCUGCCCCAGCGCCCGGCAGGGUGGGGAGCAUCCUCUGAUCUCCGGGGCUGGAGGCUGCUGCCUGUGGCAUGUGCACAACCUGGCUCGUUGGGAUCCGGCUGGGCUGGAUGGGAUGGGCUCUCCCAGCCCGGGAGCGGGUGACCCACUGGUGAUGCUGGGUGUGACCCUGUGUGUGGAGCAGCAGCCGUGAGCAGCAGCCGUGCACGCUGGGCCAUGCUGCCCACCACCAGCACCAUGCCCAUCCUCAAGCAGCUCGUUUCCAACUCGGCACACUCCAAGCGACGCUCACGGGCCGACCUGACAGCAGAGAUGAUCAGUGCACCGCUGGGGGACUUCAGGCACACCAUGCACGUGGGCCGGGCUGGGGAUGCCUUUGGGGACACCUCGUUCCUCACCAGCAAAGCUGGAGAGCCAGAGGUAGGUGAGGAGCCAGGAGCCUCCAAGCCAGGGCUGCUGUCCCGCCGCUUCCGCAGCAGCAAACGCUCGCAGUCGGUGACGCGGGGUGACCGGCGGGACAUGCUGGGCUCUCUGCGUGACUCCGCUCUCUUUGUGAAGAACGCCGUCUCCUUGCCGCAGCUCAAUGAGAAGGAGGUGGACAGGAGCGCGGGGCAGCUGCCCAAGAGCCUCUCCUCCAGUCCUGUCAAGAAGAUGCCGGAGGAGAUGAGCCCCGAAGAGCAGCAGCGUCUCAAUGGGGCGGCUGCUGGGCCGCUGAGCCCUGGCAUGGAUGAGCGCGACUUCGGGGACAUCACGGAGCUGCCCGUUGUGGUGGCCAAAAGUGGGACGGGCAUGAAACACGCCGAGUCCAUCAUGUCCUUCCACAUCGACUUGGGGCCCUCCAUGCUCGGCGAUGUGCUGAGCAUCAUGGAUAAGGAGCAGUGGGAGCAGGAUGAAGACCUUGAGGUGGAGGAGAGCCGCGAGGAGGGGGAUGUUGCUGUACCUGGUUCUCCAGUGGCCACACAGAGCCAGAGCCCAUCCCGCAGCACCGGUGGCCCCAGGGACAGCAGUGCAGCAUCCAGCUGUGCCUCGGGGCCGGGGGAGCGCAGCCCCCUCCCAGUAGGAGCACAGAGCCAGCGGGGCCCUCCAAAGCGCCCUGACAAGGAGUUCUCCUUUGCUGAUGAAGAUGAUGAUGAGAUCAGGGUAUAAGGGCAGGCGGUGAGCUGAGGGGACUGGUUCUUAUUUGUGACUGUUUGGACAUGGGGAUGGCUGACCCAGUGCUGGGGCUGGCAGCACCAGGAACACUUUGCUCUUCUCCCACCCAGUUUGCCAGUGCCAUCCCAUGGUGACAGGACAGUGCUGCCCUGGGAAAGCUCCAGUGUGUCCUUGGACAAGAAAUAGACUUGGUUCUUUCUGUUGGACUUUGGAUGCUAGUGCUCUUUUUUCUUUUCCUUUUUUUCCCCUGCCCAUGUAAAGCAUUAUAGGAUCAAACAAAAUGAGGCUUUGAGGUUUUAGUCCCUCUAGUAAUACAUAUAUAUAUUUUUUUUCCACCUUAAGGUUUUUACUGCUCUCCGAUUUGUACUUAACUUUCUUUACUCUUUGCUUUUGUUGUUGUUUUUUUAACGGAGGGGACAUUUCCCAUGAGGAAGGACUUAAACUCAGAGCCCUGGGACAGCUGGCAGCUCUGGGUUUCUUAGGGACUUUCUGCAGUCUGAGAGCCUCUGCCUUCAUGCUGCAGUGAGGACUCACUCCUCACACAUCAGAUGGAUGCUCCAUCCCAGCAGUGACACACUCCGUAUGGUCCUGGCACCGAUUGUGUUGGGGACACUAAUAGGACCGUGGGUCUGUGCCCUGAGGGAUGAAUGCCUGGGACCCCCCGGUCCUGCAUGCUGGUGGAAGCUGUUGUGGGGCUGUUCUGGUGCAGGCGGGUGGAAGAAAAGGGUUUUAUACCAUGUAUGUAAAAAUGUGAAGAAUAAAGGAAAUGUUAGUGACAGCA
Messenger RNA from Coturnix japonica (Japanese quail), 2787 nucleotides. It is a transcript of the gene CDC42EP4, whose product is annotated as CDC42 effector protein 4. Gene Ontology annotation, molecular function: small GTPase binding. Gene Ontology annotation, biological process: Rho protein signal transduction; positive regulation of pseudopodium assembly; positive regulation of actin filament polymerization. Gene Ontology annotation, cellular component: plasma membrane; cytoplasm; cytoskeleton. The record is from RefSeq and is a predicted model, not a curated record. Lineage: Eukaryota; Metazoa; Chordata; Aves; Galliformes; Phasianidae.